Molecule: messenger RNA, 1984 nt
Organism: Exserohilum turcica Et28A
Lineage: Eukaryota; Fungi; Ascomycota; Dothideomycetes; Pleosporales; Pleosporaceae
Exons: 3
Coding region: 1-1692 (563 amino acids)
Biological process (GO): actin filament organization
Molecular function (GO): actin binding
Source: RefSeq, a predicted model, not a curated record
AUGCCGGAAAUCUACGACCCCUUCGCCUACAACCAGGAUCGCGUCUUCUUCCACACGUUUGAGCUCGAGGACUGCCUCGCCGGCCUGUCGUUUGCCGACGAGAAGGAGGCUAGGACCUUCAAGAAGAAGCUCGACGACCGCGAAAAGAACGCACACAAGAACACCAAGAGCAAGCCCUUUAGCGUGCCCGCCGGAGGCAGCGGAGGUGCAGCCAACGGAAACAGUGGCCAUGGCCACGGCCACGGCCAUGGUCUUCUGGGUGGCAUCUUCGGACACCGCAAUUCGUCGCCCGCCGCUCCGCCCGCGCAUUCCAUCAUCCCGCCCGCCAGCGUCACGUCGCCCGUGCAAAGCAGCCACUCCAACGCAACGAGCGCGCGCAGUUCCGCAAUCGAUACCACGGACCCCUCAUGGCAGCCGCUGCUCAAGGAACUGCUGGCCAUGGGCAUCACAGAAGACCAGAUUGAAGAGAAUGCCGAUUUCAUCAAGCUGUACAUUGAGCAGAGAAAGUCGGAGGAGAAGCUCAAGGAAGACAACCAGCGCAGGUCCAGGGCUCCUCCGCCGCCUCCGCCCAGUGCGCCUCCAAUGGCUUCGUCUCUCAGUCCCCAAAAUACGGGCAGCACCUCCUCGUCGAGACGCGGACCUCCGCCAGCUCCUCCGCCAGCGCGCCGCACGAGACACGACACAUCAGUCAAUCGCAACUCGUCGGGCAGUCCAGCGCCGCCAUCGCCAACUCGAGAAGCCACGCCGCCCCCAGGACCGCCCAAGCCCGUCUUCCGAGCGCCUCCGCCUAUUGCAGAUGCAGGCAAGUUUGCGAACCAGCCUGCACCCAACAGACCGCGCGCCUCGUCCAACACCGCCAACCCCGGCCCUCCACCACCACCGCGACCGCCAAAGACACCCGUGCCCGACGAGGAGAGGUCAGCCGGAGCCAAGUUUGGCGUACCUCCACCUUUUACAGGAAACCGCGUACCUUCAGCGCCGCCGCCGCCUCCUCCGAGCCGAGGACCCGUACCACCGCCGCCCCCAGCGAGAGACACACCGUCAGCUCCUCCUCCGCCUCCACUUCCCCCAAAGACUUCAGCAGCACCGACUCCACCUCCGAUUCACAAUAUCCCUCCUCCGCCGCCGCUACCGCCCGCUUCAUCCCGUCCAGCGCCUCCUCCGCCGUCAGGAGCAGCACCCGUUCCACCGCCUCUACCUCCGACAUCAAAUGUAGCGCCUCCGCCACCGCCUCCGCCGCCUCCACCCAUGCCAGGACGAGCAAUUCCUCCGCCUCCGCCCAUGCCCACCAGUGGUGCGCCGCCAGCGCCGCCCCCGCCGCCUCCUCCUAUGCCAAGCAGCGGCGCACCCCCAGCGCCACCCCCAAUGCCUCCAACCAGUGGACCUCCCGGACCACCACCUCCUCCGCCACCGGGUGGUGCACCGUUACCCAAACCCGCAGGUGGUCGAGAUGGAUUGCUAGCGGAUAUCCGUGGAGGAGCAAGAUUGAGAAAGGUUGCAGAUUCGGAGAAGAAGGAUCGCAGCGGGGCAUCAGUGCCUGGAAAAGAACCGCCCGGUGGUGCGGGAGGCGGUUCAGCCUCAGCUGGUGGAGAAGCUGGCCUGGCUGGAGCAUUGGCCAGCGCACUUGCGGCACGGAAGUCCAAAGUUAGUCACAGCGCUCCAGACGACGAGUCAGACAAGGAGGACUGGUAAAUGAAGCGACUGCAUCAUGUGCCAAACCAAACCCCCCAUACAGAGCGCCGAGUCGAUGGCCACGUGUUGCAUGGCUGGACCAUCAGGCAGAUAUAGUUGUACGACGAAAUGAGCGGAAAAUCAGCCACAAGGCGUACAAUGGAAGAAGUGGAUUUUGGUAGAGAUGGCGGACAGAGGGGACAAAGGGAAGGGGACGCAGGGGUGUGAUUGGCUAGCGUGAGUGAUAGCGACAGUGAUAGCGACAGCGAUAGCGAUAGUGAUAGUUGGCACCAAGAAUGAACAAGAUAUAUUC